CCCAUGACGCGUUUUGGGAAAUUUUGGGAAAUGUUUUCAACAGAAAUAACAUUUUAAUGUCAUUCUGUGCAGUAAUCGUUGUUUCUAACUGGCACAGUCAUUUCAUCAGGUCUGGACAGUGUCUCUAGACAUGCAGCUGUUUGUGUUGACAUUUUGUCUUUUGGCUUGUCUCUCUGUGAAGGCUUUGUCACCCAGCGGCCAGAAUGUUUGUAGACACACCCGAAUCGAGUCGUACACGGUCCAGGAGAGAUACUAUACGAAGUGCGGAUGGUUCAACUGGGGAAGAUGUACACGUCACAGGAACGUAGUUCGUACCAGAACAGCCGUGGACUAUAGGUGUUGCUCCGGAUGGAACAGUGCUGACAACAUUCACUGUAAAAGAGCGAUAUGUACUGGAUCCGCCCCAGGAACUUGUCCAAACGGUGGUGUUUGUAUCCGGCCCACAGUUUGCACAUGCAGGAAGGGAUUUGACCAACCUAACUGUGCAGGUGAACGGUGUGCAACGGCCUUACCCCGGGGAUAUGUGCCAACGGGGGAACGUGUGUGCGACCUGGAGUUUGUCAAUGUCGGACAGGAUACGCUCUGCCUAGAUGUGACGAUGUAA
Molecule: messenger RNA, 604 nt
Organism: Liolophura sinensis
Lineage: Eukaryota; Metazoa; Mollusca; Polyplacophora; Chitonida; Chitonidae
Product: epidermal growth factor-like protein 7
Exons: 6
Coding region: 131-604 (157 amino acids)
Molecular function (GO): protein binding
Source: RefSeq, a predicted model, not a curated record